Pipistrellus kuhlii (Kuhl's pipistrelle) is the source of this 1817-nucleotide messenger RNA. It is a transcript of the gene CCDC152, whose product is annotated as coiled-coil domain containing 152. Lineage: Eukaryota; Metazoa; Chordata; Mammalia; Chiroptera; Vespertilionidae. The transcript is spliced from 10 exons. Bases 310 to 1257 code for a protein of 315 amino acids. The record is from RefSeq and is a predicted model, not a curated record.
AAUAAAAUAAAAAACACUAUAGUUGUUCAUGUAAUAUAAUCUUAAAAAGAGGAGGACAUGGAACUUUUUAAUGACCAAAUCAUCAAGCAAUGUCUGUAUUUUGAUGUCCCUCAUCUUAAAUAACAUACGCCUCCCAAAUGACAUUGAAUAAUUACUUUAGGCUUUUACCAACCUUUGACUCUGGACUACUUGCCACUGCCACUUUCCCACGUCAUGCUCCUUCCUCGGUCUAGAAGGCCUGAACUUCAAAUUUGCGUUUUCUUCCUCUUUGCCAGAGAAAAGUCUAAACACCGUGUCUCAUACUUUUAGAUGGCAUUAAUUUUUCUAGACACUCUCACACCCCCACAUCGAAGUGCUGGCUGGUUUGCAGAAGCCUUUCCGCAUCCUUCCUGCAUUUCCAGGACUGGUUCCAUAGGAACAAGCAAACUCUUAUUCUUCCCCUGCAUCAGCCAGCUGGCUACUCCAAAGUAUUUACUCUGCACUAGUUUGGACAUGAAUCAAAGCAGCAAUGGAUGUGUGAAAAAGGUUAGCAGUGUGAAUCUUGACAAACUUUUAAGUGACUUCUCACAGAUAGAAAAGAAAAUGGUAGAAACUGCUGGAAGGAACAACAUACUGAAUAUGCAGUUGGAAAAAGCUAACUGUUUAUUAAAAGGAAUGCAAACAAAUGAGGCCUCACUUAAAGAAGAAUGUGCUACUCUUCAUAAUAUGGUAAAAGGGCUACAACAGACCAUCGAAUAUCAACAUAAUUUGAAAGGUAAAAAUGAACAACUGAAAAGAGAUGCUGAUCUUAUGAAAGAAAAGUUAAAAUCUCAUGAACAGGAAUAUAAGAAUAGCAUUGCCAAACUUAUAAGUGAAAUGAAAAUCAAAGAGGAAGGACAUAAGACAGAAUUAAAGAAACUUUAUCAGGAUAUGCAGAAAAAAGUCGAAUUAAAUGAAGAAAAGAAUAAAGAACUGGUGAAGAAAAUGGAGAUGGAAAUUUCAGAGUUAAAUGCAAAGUUAAGAAUUCAAGAGAAGGAAAAACAAACUGAAAUAAUCAAACUACAGCUAGAGUUUGAUGCCAAACUAGCAAGAGUUCAAUCUAAGCCAAAAUCAUAUCAAGAUUCUACUGUUUUGCCACAGAGUAUCUACAGAAGGAAGCUUCAACAUCUUCAAGAAGAAAAAAACAAAGAGAUUACAACUCUUCGUAAUACCAUUCGAGACCUCGAGCAGCGCCUCUCCGUUGGCAAGGAUCCUCAUCUUAAACGUAGACGGUUUUAAGGCCAGCAGUUAAUUCAUUUGUUGCUAUUUAACUUCUUUAAAAGCCUUUGAAAAAUUUACUUCUGUUGUCAAUAUAAUAAACUGCCUAAGUAAUAACAAUGAAAGAGACAGCUUUAAACAUUUUAAAUUGAGUUUAUUGAAAUAAAUCCACUCUUUGGCCAACUGUACACUGCAUUCUUACUUAACAGUAUUAACCAUAACAGAGUUCAGGCUCAUAGGAUUGAGUUUACCUAGUGAGCCAUCAUUGACUAUGGAAAUACCUACUUAGCAAUCAAGAGAUAGACAACAUUCUUUUCUCUUUCCCCUUAUAUCUUUCAAGACAGGCAUUCUCGAAUCUUAAAGAGUUUAAUACAAUGCGAGGUAAAGAAAACAAUAAAGCCUUCUUUCAUAGGUGAAAAUAAAAUUUAAGAUUUGAGUCUUAGAUAUAAAAAAGUAUAAAUGGAUAUUUAAAAUGUAGUCAGUAGCAAGGUACUCAAGAAUUCACUUCUUCCUUUAAAGGUAGAAUCAGUUAAAACUGUAAGAUUGAAAAGACAAAGGUAACAUUGUCUUGAGAAUUAAGA